AUGGAGACGGUUGAGCAGCUCGUUUCGUUUAACCAUAUCCAAGUCCAGCUGAAGGGGGGCUCGCCCUGGGGGUUCACGCUGAAAGGAGGUCUCGAACACGGAGAACCGCUCAUCAUCACUAAAAUAGAAGAUGAUGGAAAGGCAGAACAGUGUAACAAGCUGAGGGUGGGAGAUGAGCUGGUAAACAUUAAUGGAUCAGCCCUGUAUGGUUCACGACAAGAGGCCCUCAUCCUCAUCAAGGGAUCCUAUAGGAUACUGAAGAUCACCGUACGCAGGUAGGAACUGACAGACCAAGUGGAUCGUCACUAA
Salvelinus namaycush (lake trout) is the source of this 309-nucleotide messenger RNA. RefSeq names its product protein Shroom4-like. The record is from RefSeq and is a predicted model, not a curated record. Gene Ontology annotation, molecular function: actin filament binding. Gene Ontology annotation, cellular component: cortical actin cytoskeleton; adherens junction; apical plasma membrane. Gene Ontology annotation, biological process: actin filament organization. The transcript has 2 exons. Lineage: Eukaryota; Metazoa; Chordata; Actinopteri; Salmoniformes; Salmonidae.